This is a messenger RNA of Xenopus laevis (African clawed frog), 2363 nucleotides long. RefSeq names its product cyclic AMP receptor-like protein A. The record is from RefSeq and is a predicted model, not a curated record. The transcript is spliced from 12 exons. Bases 255 to 1166 code for a protein of 303 amino acids. Lineage: Eukaryota; Metazoa; Chordata; Amphibia; Anura; Pipidae.
UCCAAGCUCACACAGCUUUCAUAUGCAGAGCUCCUCACUCCCGCACAGAUUUUUUCCCCAGACAGUUUUCCCUCACUCAGUUUAUAUCCACAGAGCCCUCACAGAUUAGCCCAUGUGACAAGUAAGAUGAUAAUGUAGAGGGAGAAUUUACAUUCCACGAUCGGAAUCAUUCUGUGUACGGAACAGAAACCGACUUCCUGUUAGAACCGGAAGUCCUGUGAGGAGGAGACGCGCGAGAUGGUGACUCACUUAACAUGAUACAGCAGCAGCAGCAGUGUCUGUCGCCCGAUUGUCUGUUUUCUAAAGUUUACUACAGACCAUGGAGAGGGAUAUUACCAAGUUGCUGUAUGCUUCUGAUUAUCUGGCUUUUUAGAAAGUACAAUUCUCUGGCACAGAGGUUGAUUCUGAGCUUGUCCUUGGCUGCUUUUUUUGACAGUAUUGCUUAUGUUAUGGGCGAAGUUUUACCUGAUGGGGUUCUUUGCAAUUUCCAAGCCUGGUGGCUAACAUAUUUUGACUGGUGUGCCCUUGCAUGGGUGUGCUGUAUUACACUGAAUCUCUACUUGAUUGUAGUCAAAGAAAUAAGAACUGAUCGGCUUGAGUUAGCAUAUCAUUGUGCUGCCUGGGGAGUACCAUUUAUGCUUUCAUGCUUGCCACUUUUUGGGGACUAUUAUGGGCCAGCUGGAGCCUGGUGCUGGAUAACAGAUGAACAUGUUGCUUGGAGAUUUAUUAUAUGGUAUAUUCCAUUGUUCACCUUGAUAUUCCUGAUGAUGCUAUGCUAUCUGCGGAUAAUCUACGUUGCAAAGCAAAGGGUAACAACCUGGUCUGGAACAUAUGAGCCAAGUAGAGAAAGGCGCAAGGUUGUGAUGGCAGAAGAGAUUAAACCUCUUAAAUGGUACCCGUGUGUCUAUCUUGCAGUAUCUCUCUUUCCCCUCUUAAACAGGAUACAUAAUGCCAUAUUUCCAAGUCAGCCAGUUUUCAUACUCACUCUACUGCAUGUUAUUAGUGCGCCACUUCAUGGACUGGCCAAUGCUUUUGUUUUUGGACUGGAUAAAGAAACAUGGGGCCAGCUGACUAUAACUUCACUACAGGAGACACUGCGCUGUUUGUCUGGAUUUCCCGAGCUGCGACAGGAGCAGGGGGAGCGGAUUCCUCUUCAGCUUUGUUAGGCUUAGCAGCCAUCUCUCCACAUGGGAGCAUUUCAAACGAACCGUGAAGGAAGGAAACAACCGCUUCCCAAAGACUCGGUCUCUGAACCUGAACAUUGUCGUUUGUCCUGGUUUCAAAAUACCUCCUCUAAAUGUACCGUCAAAGAGAGUGGAAAAUAAACGUUUAGCUACCAAAAGAGAAUAAGCAUAGGGAGCUAAGAAAGGGGAACAUAGAAGAAAUAUAAAUACUAAACGGGGGCAGAGAAAACUGGUAAUUUUAGGUCACAAUUUGCCCUACUUUGGAAAAGCCUCCUGGUGUUUGAGAUGCCUUAUGUGAGCAGAUAAACAGUUCAAUUUCAUAAGGGUAACUGACAUCAAACACAGUUGUAAGAUCUGAUGCUCUCAAACCAAUGACCAAAAAGUGAUUGUAUGGAGCAAUGCACUUAAAGGUGCAAAGAUUACUACAGGUCUAGUAAGCCAUUUAAACCAGGGCCUAAACUAAUGGUAAGCAAAAGAGCCACGUGCCUAGGUCGUAAUGGUGGGGGUAGGCACUAGGACACUAUGCACCCACAUCUCCUGCCUCCUCUAACACUCCCUGCACAUUACUAGCGGUGAGUCUAGAGAGUGGGAGGAGAGAGGAUCUGGUAAAUGGGGAGUGGCAAGGACCAGUGGGUACCAGUGGCAGUGGCUAGCGGGGUUAAUACUAGAGAGAGAAAUGCUGCCAAGCAGAGGGGAGAAUAGCUAGAUGAUACGGUUGCCACCUUGGCUCAGUGGGUGAUGUGAGGGGGCAUGACAGUGAUGUUUUUGGGUGGGCUAUUGGGGGCAUGGUCGUCUGGUUUUUCAACAGAUAUGAACCUGGCAAGAGGUUUUGAACCAGACAGACCCUGCAUUAACUGUGCUGUCAGGGUCAAAAACAGACAGUUUGGGAGAAGGGACCAGGGGCUUACUUUGGGGCCUUUCUGAGUUUGUCUGGCUUUGAUUUAAAGACAAACAUUUGAGUUACUAGACCUCAGCAAACUUUGCAUUUUUUAUUUCAUGCUCCCUAGUGUAUGUUUUUCUUGUUGUCAGCGUUAAGGGUAUGGGACAUAAUUAUAAUUUUGCUCUUUUCUCCCUCCGCCCCAAGGUUUUCUGAAUGGCAUUCUUUUGUUGUCAAUGCUUGACAAAGGGGUUUUUAUUCCCCGAAACGUUGCAUUGCACUCCGCUUUUGAAAUAAAAAUU